Limanda limanda (common dab) is the source of this 1422-nucleotide messenger RNA. It is a transcript of the gene ube2a, whose product is annotated as ubiquitin-conjugating enzyme E2A (RAD6 homolog). Gene Ontology annotation, biological process: DNA repair; protein polyubiquitination; proteasome-mediated ubiquitin-dependent protein catabolic process. NCBI's taxonomy places the organism in Eukaryota, Metazoa, Chordata, Actinopteri, Pleuronectiformes, Pleuronectidae. Gene Ontology annotation, cellular component: HULC complex. The coding region runs from base 142 to 600 and encodes 152 amino acids. The record is from RefSeq and is a predicted model, not a curated record. Gene Ontology annotation, molecular function: ubiquitin conjugating enzyme activity. The transcript is spliced from 6 exons.
CAGGCAGCCAAUUAUUUGUCAAACUAGCGUUCGUCGGCUAACCAGCUCCAAGUUAAACAUAUAACCGUGUUAUUAAAAACAUUUCCUCACACCUGAACCGUCCACGUUCGUGCCGAGGAGUGAAGUUGGCGUGUAAACAAGAUGUCAACCCCAGCUAGACGACGUUUAAUGAGGGAUUUUAAACGACUGCAAGAGGAUCCCCCAGCUGGGGUUAGUGGGGCUCCAUCAGAAAACAAUAUCAUGGUGUGGAACGCUGUCAUUUUUGGACCAGAGGGAACACCUUUUGAAGAUGGAACCUUCAAACUUACCAUUGAAUUCACAGAGGAAUAUCCAAAUAAACCUCCAACAGUGCGAUUUGUCUCCAAAAUGUUUCAUCCAAAUGUGUAUGCAGAUGGAAGCAUAUGCUUAGAUAUACUUCAGAAUCGUUGGAGUCCAACCUAUGAUGUCUCUUCAAUCUUAACUUCAAUACAGUCUUUACUGGACGAGCCAAACCCAAACAGUCCGGCCAAUAGCCAAGCAGCCCAGCUAUACCAGGAAAACAAGCGGGAGUAUGAGAAGAGGGUUUCCGCUAUUGUUGAACAAAGUUGGCGUGAUUGUUGACCCCUGUUAGGGUUCGAGUAUGAACAGUGUCCAGCCCAGAAUCAAGAAACCACCAAUCAAGACAACUGAUCCCACAGAAAUAAAAUGACACAUCUUAAGGAUCCCUCUCGAUAUAUUUGUCCCAUAACUGUUGCUCAGUUUGUAAACUGUUGUGUUGUGGCAUUCACUCCUGCCGAAUGCUAUUGUCAGGCAAUAGCAUAUGUUUGUUAAAAGUUAAUGUACCUUGUUAUAUCUGGGUUACUUGCUACCUGCCCCAAGUCUUUUCUUUUUUUAAAAACAGGCAAUGGCCGUUGUCUCAGUUGUCACUUUUCUACCUGUUGUUUUUAAACUGGCUGGAUGAUACGUGACAGUGAAUUAGAUGUGCUUGCUGUGUGGUUUGCUGUGUAGAUACAGUUCAUAUUUACAAAAACGAAACUGUUCAUGGGUGUUUCUCAUUCUGUGUCAGUGCUUUCACUCUUUUCUUUGGUUUUAUUUCUUUCUGCCUUUUGAAAGCCUUUCAGUGGGACAGAGAAUUUAACCUGGCAUGAUGCCGUUCUCUCUCUCAGCUGGACCUGUAAAGCCAAGCCUUGGAUUUUAAAUACAUUCUAGAUAUUGGUGAACAGGUGACGUCCCUCUUAAAGACUGAAUCAAGACAUUGAGUUCCCACUCUGGGCACAUGACUGUUUCAUGCAGUUUCAUAAUGCUGACAUUUUUAUGCUAUUUUACAAGCUGAUUACACUGUUUUAAACAGGAUGGUGUCUGUAUUCAGAUUAUAAACCUUUGCACUGGUAACCCAUGUAAUAACUGUACAUUUUCUUGUAAAUAAAAUAAAUAUACAACAUG